ACAGGUUCGUUUGCCAGUUGGAAAAAACCUCCGCCCUAGGUCUCCAUCAUCCCUCCAAUGGUUAAUAAAAGCAUUUGUGCUAGGGAAGCAUAGACAGGCAGGUGCCUUUCCCUUUCCUGGAACUGUGUGCUCUGAAAGCCCUGUGAACAAUGGAGGCUUCAGUUGUAUCCUGUGCAGUGCAGUGAACACAGUGUCAAGAUGGCUACCUGUAGGAGAUGAAGUUGAAAUGCGGAGGACUGAAGUCACAAUUUUAUGUUCCCGUUUCUAGUGAAACAGUGAAAAAGAUGCAUUCCUUUAAGUUAAGGUGUUGCAAAGCGCUAAGGCAUCGAUAAGCGAAUAACAGCAUCCGGUGGUUAUUAAAGCAGUGAUUCUCCAGCAUUGGCACUGACAUGGCGACAACACCACCCAACCCAGUCGGAUCGAUAAUCGGCAAAUUAAAGCCCUUUCGCACCAUGGCGAACCAGCAGGAAGGCGGACAUUCAGGACACAGCGGGCCGAUUCUGUGCGAAACAAGCGUUCAAUCGUGUGGCGAUUCCGUUUAUGUUGGUGGAAGAAAAUUGGAUCGUAACAUGGCACGACCGGGCGAAAACGGGCUGAGAUUAAUCCGCUAAGGAUAGCAAUGUAAUAGGAGACAACAUGUGAACCGUCACAGCUAGAUGCGCUAAGCAAAUCACUGAAAAGUCUUCCAUAACGAAUCCCGCGACAAGUUGGGAUUUGUAUCUAGUGUUAAGCAGUAACUAGUGGUAGAAAGCGAGCUCGAUUGGCGAUAGUAUCCAAAGCGGAGGGAAUGUUCCAGCUUCCACAAAUAGUACAUCAACGGUCUUCCAAGAAAAUUGUUAUAUAGAGAUAAUUUUGUUGCCAUCUUGCAACGCGUUGUUGAAAGCAAUAUUUAUCACUAAAUCAGCGUCUUCCAGUAACGCCUAGACAUUAACGAAACAUGAAGAAAAAACUCUCACCGGCAACCAAAUUUCGGCGCCGUUUAGCAGCGAUGAGGAAGAAAGCUCAGCACAGCGGCGGAACUGGCGGUGGCCAAUCGUUCUGCAAUCGAAAGCUGCCGAAAGAACAAUUUUUCGAGCACGAUUUACGCUACGAAGAUAUGCCGGAGGAAAACGCCUACGAAGAGAUGGAUCCACCCGAUUCAUCCACUAAUCCGGCGGAAAGUGAAGCACACACCGCAAACCUAUCGACCCGUCAGCUGGAUGGUCCAUUGGUAAGGCCAUACUCCUCGCCCACAUCGUCAACCGCAUCGGACCGAGAACUGGAAGAAGGUCCAGAGGCAGGAGGUGGUGGGUUGGAGCGAAAGAUAAAAUCGGCCGUUCAGGUGAACGAAGUGCCACCGAAAAGACAUUCAGCAAAGCACGCAAAAUUCGGACGCAAAAAGCGAAGGCCAACAGUGCCAAUGUUUAGUGCGUUGCACUGGAACAAUCGUAAGAUGCUGGUACAGUUGCAGAAACAGCUACGCAUGCAGGGCCUCUGCCUUUCGUCUCUUCCUGCCGAAGGGCAGAACGAUGAGCCGCGGAAGAUGGCAGGUCUGCUGCUGGCUAAUGGUGCUGCUGGUAGCAGUUGCUCUAGCGCCGGCGGCAUUAUCCAUGACGGUGCCGGAUGCCACUGCCAUUGCGCAUGUGCACCAGCCAAACUUCCGACCAGGAAAUGUACCGGCAAAAAUCACGAACCACACGGUGGACGUGCAAGAAGCGCUUACCUUGGCGAGAAAGCUGUUUGCAUUGGCCGACCGUCACGAAACAGACCGAACCAUGCUCAGUCAGUGACAGGAGGACAUCGUCGUACCCAUCGCUCCAACCAACAACACCUGCAUGGUUGCGCGGGGGACCAUUCAGGCAGUGGUAAGAAAAGGUCGCUCCAGCACCUUCACCGAGACGAUUCCUGCUCCACACGUUCCUCCUCGGCCUCGUCCUGCGGUGCUUCGGAGGGUGGUUCGUGCCAGGUUCGGAAGCUGUACCGUCAGUCGCAUCCGGAGCUACCGUCCGCAUUGGUAGCGCAGUCCAGCGGCAGGUCUUUCAAUUGCCCGAAGCGCCAUCACCAUCAGGAACCGAUAGUGGACCAUUGCAGCAGCGUUCAAUCUCAGCACCUGCUUCCCCAUCAUAUACCUCACCAUCAUCACCAUCAUCAGCAGCAGAAGUUCUGUAUCCGUACCACCUCGGCCGCUGCUGCUACCAGAUCCACCGCCGCCAGCAUUCCGAUUUGCAUGCAAGCGAUGCAUAGCGUUGUGAGUGUACGGGAAACGCAUCACAUCGCACAGGCCCAGCAAGAGAAGAACGCGAAACUGCGCGAAGCGUUCGGCAUAUCGCAGUACUUUGUCGAGGGUACCAGCUUCGACCAGGAUCGCAAGGCCAAGGAAGAUCUCGCCAAAUCGGAGGCCCUGCAAAAGGAGCUGGCGGAAAAGGCGGAGAAGGCCAAAGAGAUGGAGCGAGCGAACCGGAAACGGUACGCACUCGUACGUACGCCAUCGCCGGAAAGGGAGGACGUUGCCGGGGAUCGCAGCAAUGGUGGCGGCAAACAACGGCGAAGGCGCGAUGAUGGUUCCAACGACGAGCGUGAGGAAGGCGAACACGUGGACAAUGAUGAGGAAAAUGAUGAUGAUGAUGACGACGACGAUGGUGGUGGUGGUAAGGUGAAUGCGAAAACGGCCAGCGGUUCCCUGCGGCGCGAUAAGGACGAGAAGAAGAAGAAAAAGAAAAAGGCCCGAGACGUAUCUUCCAGCCCGGAACGCAAAAAGGACAAGAAGAAGAAGUCGAAGAAAAACAAAAAAGAAAGAACGAAGAAGAAACACUCCAAAAAAUCUCACCGCGGUGGCGACGAUCCGAGCGACACGUCCGACUCGGAAUCGGACUCCGAUUCGAACAGUGAUGGGUCGUCCGACACGGAACGCGAGACCAGCAGCAAGCGGAAGAAAAAGUCCUCGAAGAAGGAAAAGAAAAAGAAGUCAUCGAAAAGGAAGAAGGCAAAAUCUCGAUCUCCGUCGCGCAACAGAUCUCCUGCUGCUGUCAGCAAGAAACAGUCGCUGGAAGAACAGCCAGAUAAGCGCAGGGAUGAGAAGGAUAAACCUUCCGAAACACGUCACGAGGAUAGGAGCGGACGUUCGGUUGAUCGCAGCAUUGGUGGACGUAGGGAUCGUUCGAACAGUCGGCAUCGUAACGAUGGUCAGCGGACGCGUGAGCUUAGCCGGGACCGGCGGGGUAACAAUGCCGUUCGCCGAGCACCGUACCGAUCGGAUCGUUACGAGGAAACGCGUAACAGCCAGCGUGGCGAUGGAAACUAUUACAAUCGCUACCGCGACCGUGACAGUCAUCGCAUGGCGGAAGAACGUCCACGCCGCAGUCGGUCGAGAAAUCGGCGCCGUGAACGUUCACCUGCGAACGAACGCAACGAUCGAUCACACUCACGGUCGCGUUCGGGAAGCCGUCGUCCGAAUCGUCCUGCCGUGCGGGGAUCGAGUGUGGACAAAGCUAAACACAACAAUCGCCGGGAACGCACACCACCGAAACAAAUGGAGCUCGAUAGAAGCCGUGAGCGCGAACGAACUAGGGAACGAGACCGCGAUCGUCGCCACGGCGAUCGCGAUCGUGGACGGGAAAAUAAUCGCGACCAGGGACGGAAUCGUUCGGUCAGCCCGAAAAGGAAGGAACAUCGUUCCUCGCCACCACGUCGUCAACGCGAGGAAGAGGAGCAAAGUGUCGGGAAAAAGCGUGACAAAUCACCAGCACGACGUUCGCCGGAUCGUAAAUCAAAAGCGAGUGCGAAUACGGCUAGCGGUGAGUCGAAGAAUCGAAAGAGAUCGCCGUCGCCGAAGGCUCCCUCACGCCAUCAAUCCGUUACGAGUGCGGCGGAUAAGGUCGAGAAAGCGGUACGUCACCAGCAGCAGCAGCAGCAGCAGCCCAGUCCAGUCCAGUCAAAGGCUGCGAAUGAGAAGCAAUCUACAUCAUCAUCCGACGAGGAAGAAUCAGAUUUGGACUAUUCUCCUGCAAGAAGAAAUCCGGAACGGUACAGCGAUAUCCUGCAACGGCUCAAGCCGCACGCCGACGCCAACGGAGCAGAACAUGCCGAUAAACCAGCGACAAGUAAAAACAGUAAACCGGUCCCUUCCAAUUCACCACGCUCGUCUAAAAAGCUGGACCGUUCAGCCAGCCCCGCUCGGGACCGUUCCAACAGGAACGACGCGCAAGAGCGGACCAAAACAAAGGCGGGCCAUCGUUCGUCCACGAGUCCACGCCAACCGCAAAGAGAUCGAUCUCGGUCUCGAGAUCCAAACCGUCACCAUUCGACAGCGCCAUCGUCCCCGAAGAGGAAAGAUUCAUCUCGCGGCGUAUCUCCACCCGAAGAAGACACAAAGAGGCGAGACAAACCAGCGGAAAAAUUGUCAACCUCUUCGUCGCCUACAUCGAAGCGAGCAAAGUCACGAUCAAGAUCGCCAGAGGUGAAAAAACGUCGUCACGAGCGUUUGUCGCAAAACGAACGUCCUGAAACGCGCAGUCCGGAGCGUAACGAUUCGGCCCGAAAAGCGAAGGCAAAGAAAUCAUCCUCGUCAUCUGGGGCAACGGCAUCGACGACGGUCCAGCAGCCGGUCGUGAAGCUACACUCACCCGAAUCGGAACAUUCCCAGUCCGAUAGCGACGAGCAGCGACAGCAGGAGCGCAAACGAAGUGCGCACCGCGACCGGGACGAUCUGGACGCGUUCCUUCCCAUUAACGACGAAACCCGCGAACAGGAGAAGGACCUAACGCUACUGAAAGCGCUAAAGCAUGAUCUGGCGGCGAAGGCAAAGCAAAGUUUGGAGAAGAAGAAAUCUGGAUCGGAAGGUGCUGCUGCUGUGGCUUCCAGCAGCAGUGCCUUGGCGUUGAAGGUUGUUGGACUGCCGGGUAAAGGGCCGGUCGACGCGCUACAGCUUCUGCAACCGGUACCGCCCGCUAGCGCUAGCAAGCCGGGCCCAACAAAACCGAUCGUUUCAAAUGAGAAGCUACCGCCCGCGGGAGUAAAGCCGUCCGUUGCCGGUCAGGAUGAGAGCAGCAGUUCGCAGAUGAAGAAGGAUAUUCACGAGAUACUUAGCACGGUCGGUGCUUGUGCCGUAGCGAACGGUUCCGAAGUGGCGGCCAGUCUAGCGAAGACAACGAUUCUGCAUGCGGUCGACAGUAUACUGAAGGAGAAGAUAUCGGGCACUGCGAAGGACAAGCAGCAACCGGGGCCCGGCAGUAAAAGCGCGCGCACCGCUACCCGUACCAGUCGCUCGAGAUCGCGCUCCCGUUCUCGCUCACGUUCGCAUAAAUCCCGCAGCUACAGCAGUUCGAGCAGUGGUUCGGGAAGUUCCCGCUCGCGCAGCCGAUCCUCGUCGUCGCACAGUCGCAGCUCAACGGACCGUGGCAGCAGCCGUUCGCGAAGCCGGUCCAGCAGCCAUUCGUCGCAAUCCUCGCCGCGAUCGCGGACCGCUUCCCGUUCACCGUCGAUACCGCGUCGGGCAGGAUCGCCCUCGUUCCUCGAUCGACGUCGUAUCACCAGUGCACGCAAACGUCCGAUACCGUAUCGCAGACCGACGCCAUCGUCCGCUUCGAGCUGUGGCAGUAGCUACCACAGCCGUGGCAGUCACUCGAGAAGCCGCAGCCGUAGCAAGAGCUAAAUUUUACACUCCAAAGCCUCCUAUCCUCAUCGUCAACCGGCAUCGAUAGUUUGCGGUCAUCAUGGCAACGACAGCCAUGCGUACCCAUGGCGAAGGGUUUUUAGGGUUGAUGUGCCGUUGGAUGGUGUGGAUCAUCAACAAAACUCCUGUACAUUCCGAGAGACCCCGAAGGAUCAGUCCACCCACCCACAAAUCGGUCCUUUGAUCAUAUCAUACGUGAUCGUGCCAUUAUUUAACUGCAAUUGAACCGUUAAGUGGUUCCAUAACGCGUAACGUAUUUAUUUGAAAUAUUUAUUUUGAAGUGCGUAAUGUGUACCUUUCUACCGCAUUCGUUGCAAUAUAAGUUGCUCGCUAGUCACGUCUCUAAUCUCGAUUUUUCGAUCUUUAAGUUAUAAAAAUAAUCUCACACGCGCGCAUCCUCCUUCACCAAUCGUUAGAAGCAUAAUGGAUAUUAAGCAAAGCAGUCAAACGUUUCUUUGCUCCUUCUACCACAUUCCCGGUUGCAGUAGACGAUCAGCAACACCUUUGAACGUAGGUGAAAAUAAAAAGAAACACAUACUCAAUACUCUCAACACA
This is a messenger RNA of Anopheles stephensi (Asian malaria mosquito), 6205 nucleotides long. RefSeq names its product serine/arginine repetitive matrix protein 2 (gene Srrm234). The record is from RefSeq and is a predicted model, not a curated record. NCBI's taxonomy places the organism in Eukaryota, Metazoa, Arthropoda, Insecta, Diptera, Culicidae. The transcript has 8 exons. The coding region runs from base 938 to 5629 and encodes 1563 amino acids.